CAAUAAAAAAUGGAGAUCACGUCGAUAUCCACGAUUGCUUGCAUUGUACCUUCAACACGAUCAGAAACACUAGAAUUUUCUUCGUUCAACUUCAACACCCAAGAACUUAAGUAUGAACAACGUGACAACGAAUACCAAUUAAGUUUAGAAGAUGAGGAACAAACGUAAAAUUAAAGUAACAUUACUGUGGAAUUGCACAACAACUGACAAAUUAUCGAAAUAGAUUAAAAUGGGGCGUUAACGACGUUAUGACAUCAAUAAGGGCAAUAGACGGUAAUGACUCAACAGACGAAAGAAAGAAAUUAGUCGACUAUGCAUUAGAAGGUUUCGAUGUGGCUUUAUUAUCCAUCAGUGUCAACAACGAUAUGUACAGACAACGCCAGCAAAAUCUGAAUGGAAUUUUAGAAACGCUUGGUCACAAAUUAAACACAUUUGGUCAUACCUACGAAAUCGAAUAUGCUUUUAUCGGUAUGAAAGACGAUGGAUGUUACGAUUUUCGAAAACAAAUGAAUCGUACAAAUGAAUAUAUGCUAAAUAAGGGGAUGGAUGGCCUUAUGAAAAAAGUAGACGAUUUAGCGGAAGUUGUGAAAAUAGUUCAAAAGAACUCCUCAAUACCAACAAUUCUCACUAUAAAAUUACGAAAUUUGAAAGAAAACACAGUUGGACGGCUUGUGUUUAUCGAUUUAUUACAUCCUCGAUUUUCUCAACUAACGAAAACGCAUGACAAAUUAUACGAUUCAUUCUCGAAACUUCGCAAUGCCGUGGCUACCAUCACAUCUGACAAGUCGGCGAAAAUAGAUCUCUCUAACACUUUUCUUACCAAGGAGAUGACAAAAUAUAUAUCCGGUCAUAACAAAUUGGUCAUCUUUGCAUACCUCAACGACAUUAUUUCGACCGAAAUGCAAGCAAGAGAAACAAGAUUUUUACUAGACUUUGUCACCAGUUUGAAAGAUGUCCCAGUACGUAUGUUGCCCAAUCCGACUCAGAGCCAAAUUAACGAAAAACUUUAUAAAAUGCAAAUGGCUAGAUCAGUCCAGAAUAUUGAGGAGCUAACCCAAUCAUUGGCAAAAGCACGAAAUGCCCAUUCUGAUUAUAACGAACGCAUCGCAAUUGAGCGCAAGAAAGUAAGUUACCGAAUUUAUGGUAAUUACAGACCCUGACCAUUUAUUAGCUUAUAGUAUUUGAUGAUAAUAGAACAGAGGAAUUGGGUCUAUUACAGCGAAGGUUAGAGCAAACUGAUAUUUUACGUGAUGUUGAAAUACAAGAUCUGCAAACUACAAUAAG
This is a messenger RNA of Mucor mucedo, 1284 nucleotides long. RefSeq lists its product as uncharacterized. Bases 249 to 1160 code for a protein of 303 amino acids. Lineage: Eukaryota; Fungi; Mucoromycota; Mucoromycetes; Mucorales; Mucoraceae. The transcript has 7 exons. The record is from RefSeq and is a predicted model, not a curated record.